UGCAGUUGCAAGAACCAAUGAAAAUAGAGGUGGGUGGGAAAUAAGUAUUUGCUGGCGUUACGUCAACACCGCAGUCUCGCAGCAGCAGACCUACCAUCUCCUGUGCCUUGACAGACCUGACAUUGCAAGGUGUGAACACGACGGCGGCAGCUUCACCAGUUCUGGACCCGGACCUGCUCCGGGAGGUUCUGGAGUGCCCCAUCUGCCUGGAGACUUACAACCAGGAGCAGCUGAGGCCCAAGCUCCUGCAGUGUGGCCACACAGUGUGCAGACAGUGUCUGCAGAAGCUGCUGGCUAGCACCAUCAACUGCGUGCGCUGUCCCUUCUGCAGCAGGGUCUCCUGCAUGAGCAGCUUCUCCCAGCUGGCUGACAAGCUCACUGUGCUCAAGCUCCUGGACUGGAUCAAGUCCUGCCGCAACCGCCUACCCCGACAGUACUGCCUUGACUGCGGCACCGUGCUCUGUGACCUCUGCAAGAGCGAGGGCCACCUGCAGCAGGGCCACGCCGUCCAGCCCAUCCGGGUGGCUGCUGAGCAGCGCCGGAAGGACCUGGGCGGUAAACUGGCAUCCCUCCACAAAGCCAUGGACCACAUCCAGCAGAAAAAAGUGACCAUUGACAGUGUGACAAAGAACAUGCGGGUGAAGUUCCGGGCAGUGCAGCAGGAGUAUGCCCGGGCUGAGCUGCGUCUGCUGGAGGAGCUGGGGCACUAGCGGCAGGCCUUCGCUGCCUCCAUGGCCAAGGUGGAAAAGCUGAAUGGGCACAACCUUGAGGAGCAGACAUACCUGCUGAACCUGGCCGAUGCGACUACCUCACCAUGCGGGUGAAGCAGAGCGACAUCACCCUGCUGGAGGGGGAAACGAUGAGGAGGAGCUAGACCUGAGGAGCAGCCUGGACCUGCCUACGCUACUCAAGCUCCAGCUCCAGCAUCAGCUCAUCACCAAGCCCUGCACCGUCAACACUGAUGAGGGGCUGCUGGAGUUUAGCACUGGGGAUGGGGUUGAUGCCAUGUGCGGGACCAUGGGGGUUGUAGGGGCCCCGCUGGACCUGUAUAGAGACAUUGAUAUGUUAAUGUCUGUAGAAGAGGCUGUGUGUGCCUCCCCGGGCAACUUUAAGUCCAUGGAUGAGGGGGGGGGGGGGGGGGGGCUGCCAGUUUGUAAAGAAUAUGGGUUGCAAGGGCAACCUGCCGGGGAUGUUCAACCUACCGGUUAGCAUCUGCAUCACCCCGCAGGGCGAAGUCCUAGUGGCCGACCAGGGGAACUACCGCAUCCAGAUCUUCAGCCGCAAGGGCUUCCAGAGGGACAUCCAUCGCAACCCCAGCAGCAUCGACCUGCCCAACCUCAUCCCACUGUCCAUCGCCAUCACUCCGCAGGGCCUUAUUGGGGUCACUGACAACUACGACAACUCAGUCAAGGUGUACACCAUUGAUGGCCACUGCGUGGCCUGCCACAAGAACCAGCUAAUAAAGCCCUGGGGCAUUGCAGCCAUGCCCACGGGUCAGUUCGUGGUCUCGGGCGUGGAGGGCGGCAAGCUCUGGUGCCUGGCCGUGGACCGCAAAGUGGGCGUAGCCAACUACAACCGUCUGUGCUCGGAAGUGCGGCCCAAGUUUGUGACGUGCGACGCAUCGGGCACCAUCUACUUCACCCAAGGAUUGGGCCUGAACAUUCAGAACCGCCAUAAUGAGCACCACCUGGAGGGGGGCUUCUCCAUCUGCUCGGUGGGGACGGACGACCAGCUGGGCAAGCAUCUCAGCCACUUCUUCUCGGAGACAGAGGACUUCCGUUGCAUCAUGGGAAUGUGCAUAGAUGCCAACGGGGACCUGCUGGUGACGGACAGUGGCAGGAAGGAGAUCCUGCAGUUCCCCCAAAGAGGGCGGCUUUAACGUGCUCAUCCAGGAGGGACUGACGUGCCCUGUGGGCGUGGCCGUCACUGAGAAAGGACAGCUGAUGUUGCUGGACUGCUGGGACCACUGUGUGAAAGUCUUCUCGUACCCACAGAGGAGAUGCUUCUCCACCUGCUAGGUGCUAAGAAACUACAAAUCCAAUUGUGUGUGUGUGUGUGUGUGUCACUUUUUAAUAUAAAUGGCUGCAUUCCAAACAACUUUUGCUCCUCCAUGAUCUGAUUUCUAGUCAGUGCUUAGCAGGUCAUAUAAUGAGUUCCUGAUCCCCAGUCAGUCAGUGGGACUGGCUAGGAGCACAUUGGAACCAAGACGGUGUUUAUCUACAAUUUGAGCUGCCUCGUUGAUUUGAUGGAAGUUGUCACAUUAGGGGUGGGGGGGAAACUGGUAUGUCAAUCAACGCACAAUAUUUUAAAUAUUUUAACUGCUGUACUGUACAAAAUAUUAGGGCCGGGUUGAUACCUGUAUUGCGAUACUCAUUAGUAUCGUAGCAAGGACACAAAACACGAAGCAAAUUUUAACUUCUUUGGGAAAACGACCCUAAUGUUGGAAACCAACAUCAUGUUGUCAUCUAGUCACGUAUUAUUUUCCAAUCUAUAGAACGCUAUUUUACAUAAAGCAGGUUUUUAAAGGACCAAAGUGUUUGGUCUGCAUUGUUUUUAUUUUAUUUAUAUUUUAUUUAUUUUUGAUACUGGUAUCAUCACAGCUGUACAAAAUUAUAUGUUCUAUUUACUAAGCCUAAUGGCAUGGCAAGAAAAUGUAUUGCAAAAAAGAAUUGUGCUUACAGGCUGCCUUUAUCUAUUUAGAAGGCAUGUCUAAUCAAACCUCUAAUUUAAAUCUAUAGGGAUGGGAUCAUGGACUUGAUCGUCUAAAAUAAGUAGAAAUAGGCAUAUAUUUCCUAUUAAUUGUUUCAUUUCCAUGAUUGUUGCAGAAUACAUUCCUCACCUUUUCUGACUGAUGGUUUCAUACUCGCGAAGUAGCCUGUCGCCUACGUCUGAUCUCUUAUUUAAUUGGACCCAUUUCGCAGGUGUAAAUAAAAAUGCUAUUUCAAGUUUUUUGCUCUAUGCGAUCCGGAGCAUAGUUUAACGCUCGAACAGAUGGUUCAACUUUUUCAUUUACGUCUUUGUCAAAUGUCUCGCGUAAACAAUAUUUAAUUUAUAAACAUAAUUCAUAUUUUCAUAGUCAUUUGCUGAACAAAUUCUUCCACUUUUUGGUUUGUUUUUCUGGCCAUGAUGGGUUCAUAUUCCUGAAGUAGCUUUAGACUACAACAAAUGAACAUCUCUCGCUUUAAUCGGGCCUAUUGGAUUGGCUUUUAUUUCAACGUUUUUUGCUUUGUGCACCCGAAAGGUAGCGCGGUUUAGAAUAUACAGUAUAAUUUAACAGACAGGGUUUAGAAUAUACAGUAUAUAUUUUUUCACUGAAGUGUGUAGGCUACCACUGUAAGUAGGCCUACUGUAGUUUUAUAUUUUUACAAUGUUUCAGAAUUCGCGGGUAGUGCAGCAUAAUUAAGUUCCGGAAAAAGUAAACAAAGUAUUAUUGAAUUGAAAUGAUCUACAGGUUAUAACAAUUUCCAAUGAUUUCUUUAUUUCAGAUACAGAAAAUGUCACUGUAAAAGUUGUAAAAAUAUUCUGCCAACACCUCCAGAGACAUUUGAUCAAGUUCGUCAUUGCUAUUUCCUUUAAACUUCCAUACGUACAUACAAUUUCUUCAGUGAUUGUGUGUUUUCAUUUCUUGUACUCUCAUGAGACAUUUGUGAAACCAUAUUUGUCAACACACCAAAGGAUUUAAAUUCAGGAUAUCAUGUCAGGCAGCAUGCUAACCUUGUCACUGCAUUAGUCUGUCACUACAAAGUUAUUUCUCAAAUUAUCAUUACAGAUAUUCCAAACUUAACUAUUACAAGACUGUUUCUGUCAGUUUUAAUGGUUAAUGUUUUUUUUUUUUAAGUUAAUUGCAGGAUUUGCUUGGAUUAAUGUCAAACAUUUGAAAUUGCUCAAAUUGAGCUGUAAUUGAAGAUGUUUUAUACCAAAAGCAUUACAAGAAUAUCGAUGUCUUGAUUUUGUCCAAAGUAACAGUAAGCAAAAUCUGGUAAAUUAAUAAAGUGUACUUUCUUUAACCUCAAUGUCAAGUUGUUUUGAGCUCUAUAGAUUAUUUGGGAUAUUUUCAGUGGAUUUUAAACGCUUUCAAACAAUGCGAUUAAUCACAUAAAUAAGUGUGUACUUAACUUGGGUUAAAGACCCAAUGUAGCCAUUUUCAUAUCAAAUAAGGACCUUACUGUAAGAUUUACAUUAAAAUGGGCAAAAUUACCUUUUUAUUUGAGGGACCUCACUAUUGUUGGUAUAUUUAUGUAAUGGUGACGUCACAAUGGAAAGCACACACAUAGAGAAUGAUAGAGGCCUCUAGUGGCCAGAAUUCAGUUUUAGCAUGUGCAGCGCCAUUGAGGACUUCCACCAUUCUAAUAUAGUCAACUGGGUGAGACUUCCAACUUCAUUGGCUGAUCCCUCCUUGUGACCCUGUUGGAGACUACUUUAAAAUGGAGAUAGUAUGGGCAGUGCCAUUGAGACUGUCACAGACGCCAUAAUGGUACGGAUACAAGGAUGAGGCCUCUCUAUGGCCAAAACUCCCGCCCAUGCAAAUCAGCUGCUUUAGAAGGUCCUGUGUAGAUAGUUUCUUGUUGAAAAUACAAUCAGGAAAUAACUCAAGUUGUACAAUAUGAUACAAAAUAAAUGAAUUUAGACUCCGCUGGGCCUUUAAUUGAUUAACUCGGACAGCCUUCAUUUCUUUAGACCUACAUGUAAUUGCCUAUUUCCUCUGAGUUUUAAAUUUUUGUUAUACUACUGGGUCUUCUGAGUGUUCUGUAUGUGUGUGUUGAACUAACCCACGUGUCUUUCAGAAGUUUCGCCUUUGGUGGAGGCAGUGACUUUACAGUGUGUGUGUUACUAUCGUAUCAGAUGAGUUUCUGUGUAACGCGAGUCUCAAUUUCAUGUUUUUAAUGUCAUCUAUUUAGUGCAAUAAACCCAACAUUAAUCAA
This is a messenger RNA of Oncorhynchus kisutch (coho salmon), 4922 nucleotides long. Its product is annotated as E3 ubiquitin-protein ligase TRIM32. The transcript is spliced from 2 exons. The record is from RefSeq and is a predicted model, not a curated record. Lineage: Eukaryota; Metazoa; Chordata; Actinopteri; Salmoniformes; Salmonidae. Bases 1121 to 1879 code for a protein of 252 amino acids. Gene Ontology annotation, molecular function: protein binding.